Spirodela intermedia is the source of this 531-nucleotide messenger RNA. The record is from the annotation of a GenBank genome assembly. Lineage: Eukaryota; Viridiplantae; Streptophyta; Magnoliopsida; Alismatales; Araceae.
AUGGCUCUCGCACCUUCUCUUCCAUAUAUUAUACCGGAACACGUAUUUAUCUCUCCACCCCUCCCCAGCUGGUGGCUUACCUAUCAAGCUCUCGGCUCUUCUUCUUUCUCCCCUUCUUCCUCCCCUUCUUGUUCUUCGUCUUCUUCUUCUUCUUCUUCUUCCUCGUCUUCCUCCCCUUCUUGUUCUUCGUCUUCUUCUUCUUCUUCUUCCUCGUCUUCCUCUUCUUCUUUCUCCCCUUCUUGUUCUUCGUCUUCUUCUUCUUCUUCUUCCUUGUCUUCUUCCCCGUCUUCUUCCCCGUCUUCUUCUUCUUCUUCUUCUUCUUCUUCUUCUUCUUCUUCUUCUUCUUCUUCUUCUUCUUCUUCUUCUUCUUCUUCUUCUUCUUCUUCUUCUUCUUCGUCUUCUUCUUCGUCUUCUUCUUCUUCUUCUUCGUCUUCUUCUUCGUCUUCUUCUUCUUCUUCUUCGUCUUCUUCUUCUUCUUCUUCGUCUUCUUCUUCGUCUUCUUCUUCUUAUUGUCCUCGUCCAUAUGGGUGA